AUGAAUACGCAAAGUCUCUCAUCAAAUGACAAAGGUUUACUAACAAAAUUAUCACAAAAUAAUGAAACUACUAUUGUUAGUAACAAUAAUGCUUAUUUUAAAGGCAAUUUUUAUGAAAAAAAAAAUAAUGAGUGGGUAGACUCUGACCUUAAUGAAUUUACUAAAAUAUUAAAUGCGGAAUCAUUUUUUGAUGAUACGUUUAAGCAAAUUGUACGACAAAUAAAACGUAAAAAAAAUUAUAAAAUUAAAAGUAGAGGGAAAGCGACACAAAUUGAGAUUUACGAUAAAUUUCGCACGUUUUUAAAUUAUAAUAAAGUAAAUGUCGAAGAUGAUAUUGAAAUAUUCGAAGAGUUUUCUGGAUUUCAAAAAGUACUCGAAGAGUUUGAAAUUAAAAUUAAAAUUGGAAAUAUUUUAGAUAUUUUAAAUAAUCGAAGUAAAGCUAAAAGUUGUGUAAAAAGAAAAUGGCAAGUUUGUGAUAUUGGACCAUCUUAUUUACUUGACAUAAAAAAUGAAAAAUGGGAUGAACUUUUAAAAGAAUUAAAUAUAGAAAAUAUAGAAGAAAGUGAUAAUGAUGAGGAUCUGGAACUUAGGUUACGAUCUAAAAAUUUCUACUUUGAAUUGCAACAAAAUCUUGAAAUUCAAUUGUUAUAUGGAAUUGACGAUGUUUAUAUUGAAAUUGAGGAAGCAUUAAUUAAAAGAAAACACUUAUUAAAUAUAAAUUGA
This is a messenger RNA of Rhizophagus irregularis DAOM 181602=DAOM 197198, 723 nucleotides long. RefSeq lists its product as uncharacterized. Lineage: Eukaryota; Fungi; Glomeromycota; Glomeromycetes; Glomerales; Glomeraceae. The record is from RefSeq and is a predicted model, not a curated record.